GGCCACCAGCCCAGAGCCUGUUCACAAGAUGUCCACCAUGCCAGAGCCUGCAGCCAUCAUGGCCGCCACACCGGUUGUCCCAAGUCCGGUGGUGUCCGUUCCUGAGGUUCUGCCCCAGGAAUUAGCUCUGCCAGUUGUGGCUGCCACCUUCUUGUGUGUCUGCACCAAAGGCCGUUUCUGUGCCUGUGCCAAGAUGGCUGCCUCUAAACCUCUCGAACAGCCUGCCUAAACCAAGAUGGCCAUCCUGGACUCACCUGUGCUCAGUGUCUCCAUAGACACUCCUAUGCCGCUCAGCCCUGGUGUUCUGCCGGCCCGCUCUGGUCUACUUUCCCCUUUGCCACUACACGGACCUGGCCCUCUAUCCCCCUGGUACCCCUCGUCUUAUGUUUUGUCAGCCAUUGUUUGGACUUUUGCUUUUUGUGUUCUUGUGGUUUUGCCUUUUUGUUUGUUUCUUUAUUAAAUGCCUGCAAAUAGAUACACUUCCCUGCUUGUUUUUCUUGCCCGUCGUGACAAAAACAGCUCUAACAUGUAUUUUAAUCUAGGCGUAAGCCCUGUCUGGCUUUUAUUAAAUGAUCUUGGAUUUAAUAUUCUUGUUAUUUUGUCUUGCAGUUGCCAGUAAAGCUGUUGGUGGGGAUUACAGUGAGUUCAGCAACAGACUAAAGAACUUUUUAAAACAGAAAUAUGAGCGGAUAUUGGAUGGUAAUUCAGAGAAUGCCAAACAGAAUACACAUUUGAAUAAUAUUUACACUGAUCUCUAUAUAGUGAAGAAUCAGACGGGUGGAGUAGUGAAUGAACAUGAAGUGAGACAGAUUGAAGUAAACAGAACUGCUGCUGAGGACACGUCAGUCAAGUGUAAUGACAUAUUUAAAGUCCAGCGUGAUACAGGUCAUCAAAACAGAAAAGUGCUGACGAUGGGCAUCGCAGGUGUGGGCAAAACUGUCUCUGUCAAUAAAUUCAUCCUUGACUGGGCUGAAGGGAAAGAAAAUCAGGAAAUCAUCUUUAUUUUUCCUUUGCCCUUCCGUCAAUUGAAUCUGAUUGAAAAGAACUGUAGUCUACUGGAACUUAUUCAUGAAUACUUUAGUUUUGAAAAACAACUAUCAUCACUGCCUAAAGAAGAAGAUAAAGUGAUGUUCAUCUUUGAUGGUCUGGACGAGUGUCGCUUCUCUUUGAGCUUUGAGAAGAGCGAGAGAUUGACAGAUGUUCAAAAGAAAACAACAGCGGACGUCAUAAUAACAAACCUGAUCAAGAGAAAUCUGCUUCCCUCCGCUCUCAUCUGGAUCACCUCCAGACCGGCAGCAGCCCAUCUGAUACCUCGACGCCACAUUGAUCAGGUGACAGAGGUACGAGGAUUCAACGAUGAGCAGAAGGAGAAAUACUUCACCAAAAACAGCAAACCUGACAUGUCAGAGAGAAUCAUGUCACACAUCAAGAGAUCCAGAAGUCUGUACAUCAUGUGUCACAUUCCCGUCUUCUGCUGGAUCUCUCUCAGCGUUCUUCAGCCUCUGAUGACUCAAGAGAAUCAGCACAAAAUUCCCACAACUCUCACAGGGAUGUACAUCUACUUCUUACUCUCUCAGAUGGAACAGAUGAAAGCAAAAAAACAAAGUGACAAUCUUCCUCAGUCUUUUGAAGAUGUUGUUCUGAAGCUUGGGGAACUGGCUUUUAAACAGCUUCUGAAGGGAAAUCUGAUUUUCUACAAAGAAGAUCUUGAGGAAUGUGGGCUGGAUGUCAGUGAAGGUUUGGUUUUCUCUGGGUUAUGCACUCAGAUUUUUCAGACAGAAAAGCCAGUUUCUGGGAGAAAGGUCUACAGUUUUGUACAUCUCAGUGUUCAGGAAUUCCUCGCUGCUCUUUACGUGCUUUUCAUUUACAAAGUCAAAAAAACAAACCCAUUCCCUCUCACACUGGGAGACAAACUGAAAUGCAAAUUCAUGAAAAAUUCACUGUUUGACCUUCAUAGGACGGGAAUUAAAAAUGCCCUUCGAAGCAAGAAUGGACACCUGGAUCUUCUCCUGCGGUUCCUCAUGGGUCUCUCACUGGAGUCAAAUCAGAAUGAGCUGAAAGAUCUUCUGCCCUCACUGAAGAUCACAGCAGAAGACAUGAGACAGACUGCUGAAUAUAUCAAACAGAAAAUUAAUCAUGAAGCAUCAUCAGAGAUGAGCAUCAAUCUCUUCCACUGUCUGAAUGAACUGAAAGAUGAUUCACUGAUAACAGAAAUCCAGGCGUAUCUGAAUUCAGGAGAUCUUUCAUCACAAGAUCUCUCUUCUGUUCAGUGGUCUGCUCUGGUGUUUGUGCUGCUGAUGUCUGAAGAGACUCAAGAGAUGUUUGAGCUGCAGAAAUACAGAAGAUCUGAUGAAGCUCUGAUUAGACUUCUGCCAGUGAUCAGAAACACCAGAAGAGCUCUUCUUCAGAACUGUCAUCUGUCUGAUGAGUGUUGUGAAAGUUUGUCUUCAUGUCUACAAUCAUCGACGUCUCUGAGAGAGCUGGACCUGAGUAACAAUGAUCUGAAGGAUUCAGGAGUGAAGCUGAUCUCUGAUGCUCUCAAGACUCACAACUGUCCGCUACACACACUGAGAUUGUCCGGGUGUAAUGUGACUGAUGAGUGUUGUGAGAGUUUGUCUUCAUGUCUACAAUCAUCGACGUCUCUGAGAGAGCUGGACCUGAGUAACAAUGAUCUGAAGGAUUCAGGAGUGAAGCUGAUCUCUGACGCUCUCAAGACUCACAACUGUCCACUAGAGAUACUGAGCGGUUGAGUUUUGAUUGCAUGAAGCGGAAGAUUUCCUCGUGAAGAAGAUGAAAUGUCGGUCACUACAUCGGAGGGUGCGCUGCUUGCCUCGGAUGAUGAAGGACCUCUUAAUGUCCUGCCCCUUCAGAACAACACUCAGGAGGAGGCGGAUUCUGAGAUGGCAGCGAAACUUUCCCGGGCAGCCGCAGGCAUUGGACUAAAGGUAAGUCCUC
Messenger RNA from Triplophysa rosa, 2955 nucleotides. RefSeq names its product protein NLRC3-like. Lineage: Eukaryota; Metazoa; Chordata; Actinopteri; Cypriniformes; Nemacheilidae. The transcript has 4 exons. Bases 570 to 2750 code for a protein of 726 amino acids. Gene Ontology annotation, molecular function: protein binding. The record is from RefSeq and is a predicted model, not a curated record.